This is a messenger RNA of Parastagonospora nodorum SN15, 3412 nucleotides long. RefSeq lists its product as hypothetical. Gene Ontology annotation, cellular component: fungal-type vacuole membrane. Gene Ontology annotation, biological process: mannose metabolic process; oligosaccharide catabolic process. The transcript has 3 exons. The record is from RefSeq and is a predicted model, not a curated record. Bases 1 to 3315 code for a protein of 1104 amino acids. Gene Ontology annotation, molecular function: alpha-mannosidase activity; carbohydrate binding. Lineage: Eukaryota; Fungi; Ascomycota; Dothideomycetes; Pleosporales; Phaeosphaeriaceae.
AUGGGUGGCGAGUCUCAUCGCAACAUGGUGGCCGCUUCCGACUACCCCAGACACGCGGCCGGUCCCGUAGGCAAGCAGAUCCACCACAUUUAUCAGGACCGCUUGAGGCAAUUCACAGACGGCGGACAGUAUCGGGAGCAAGGCAUCGUUGGCAAGCUGCGCGAAGCUACCGCCUCGGGCCCCGAAUGGGUCAAGCUGUCCGUCUACUCGCCGCCAAACCUCUCGCGCCCGCUGUUCAAGGAAGCGACGUCCCAUGAAUUCAAAGAUACGAAGGUCGGCGAGUCGUUUGGGCCGAGUUGGUCGACGCAUUGGUUCAAGGUGCGGCUUACGGUGCCGAAGGAUAUGCUGAAGAAAGAGCGCCUGGAGUUUGUGUGGGAUGCGAAUAACGAGGGCUUGAUUUGGACCGAGGAUGGACAUACUGUGCAUGGCUUGACUGGCGGUGGUGAGCGUGUUGAGUGGAUUCUGCCAGACAGCUUCAGGGACGGCAAGGAACAUACGUUCUACAUCGAGAUGGCGUGCAAUGGCAUGUUUGGCAAUGCGCCGGGCGGAGACUCGAUUCAGCCCCCGGACCCGGAUAGGUACUAUCAGCUGCACACGGCGGAUAUCGUGGCUGUCAAUCUCGAGGCGAGGGCGCUGUACUUUGACUUUUGGGAGAUUUCGGAUGCGGCAAGGGAGUUCCCGGGUGAGUCGGUGGAGGCGCAUGAGGCGCAGCAGGUGGCGAAUCGCAUUAUUGACGCUUUCAUCGCGGACGGUGGGAGUAAUGAGGGUAUUGCCGAGGGGCGCAAGAUUGCGAAGGGGUAUCUUGGAGACAAGAUUGACUCGCAUAAGGUGUAUGAGACGGACAAUGAGCCAAUUGUGUCGGGCAUUGGAUACUGUCACAUCGAUACGUGUUGGCUGUGGCCGUUCGCAGAGACAAAGCGCAAGGUCAAUCGGUCGUGGUCAAGUCAGUGCGAUCUGAUCGAGCGAUACCCCGAGUUGCGAUUCUGCUGCACACAGGCACAGCAGUACAAGUGGCUAGAACAAGAUUACCCUUCGACUUUCGAUCGCGUCAAGAAGAAGAUCAAGGAGGGCUCUUUCCAGCCCAUUGGUGGUAGCUGGGUCGAACACGACACCAACUUGCCUGGUGGAGAAUCACUGAUCAGGCAGUUCUUGUACGGCCAGCGCUACUUCGAGAGCAGGUUCGGACAGCGCUGCAAGACCUUCUGGUUGCCCGACACUUUCGGCUACUCGACACAAUUACCACAAGUCUGCCGCAUUUCUGGUAUGACGAGGUUUCUCACACAGAAGUUGAGCUGGAACAACAUCAACAACUUCCCGCAUACGACGUUCAAUUGGGUUGCGCUCGACAACAGCCAGGUCAUCUGCCAUAUGCCACCAUGCGAAACAUACACAGCUGAAGCCGACUUUGGCGAUGUCAAGAGAAGUGUGUCACAACACAAGUCGCUCGACCAAGACAAGACAUCACUACUUGUCUUUGGUAAGGGUGAUGGUGGAGGCGGUCCAACAUGGCAGCACCUCGAGAAGCUCCGCCGAUGCCGCGGCAUGAGCGACAAGACCGGUCUUCUCCCCCGUAUUAAACUCGGUGGCUCUGCAGACGACUUCUUCGACCGUCUAGAGAAGAAGAUUGAGAAUGGCACUGAGCUAGUGACAUGGUAUGGCGAGCUCUACUUUGAGUUGCAUCGCGGCACGUACACUACACAAUCAAACAACAAGCGCAACAAUCGCAAAGCGGAGAUCAUGCUAAGAGAUAUUGAGUAUCUGGCCACCCUUGCAACUAUCAAGAAUGGCUUCGGAAAGAAGAGCGCGUACAAAUACCCAAAGAAGGACAUUGAUGACAUGUGGGAGAAUGUGCUGCUUUGCCAGUUUCAUGAUUGCUUGCCGGGCAGCUCGAUUGAGAUGUGCUAUGAUGACUCUGAUAAGAUUUAUGCUCAGGUCUUCUCCACUGGUGAGCGGUUGCUCUCAGAUGCGUUGUCGGAGCUCGGAUUCGACGAUGCGAAGAGCUUGACGGCGGAUAGCAAGCUCGUUGCCAUGAACACACUCCCGUGGCAGCGAAGUGAGAUCGUGAAGCUGCCCGGUGCUGCAAGCAAGGCACCAUACGGUCUCGCCCACGGCAAUGGUCUGGGCCCACUCGAUGUCCGGCCACUAGCUUCGCCAUAUUCUGCCAGUACCGCAGCGAUCAAGCAACUCAGCUCCAACGAAUUCGAGCUUCGCAACGCCCAGUUCAUCGUCAAGGUGACUGAUGGCGCCAUCACAUCUCUAUACGACAUCUCUGCGGACCGCGAGGUUGUCCCCAGGGGCCAGAAGGCUGCUCAACUCGUCAUCUACGACGACAAGCCGCUCUACUGGCAGGCUUGGGACGUCGAAGUCUACCACCUCAAGUCCCGCCAAGAACUCUCGCCCAGUAAAGUCACCAUCACUGAGUCCAGUAUUCACCGCGUAUCGCUCGAGAUUGAGACCAAGAUUUCAGACAAGUCCUGGAUCAAAACCACGUUGUCCCUCCCUGCAGCCGUCGGCAACGCCCCCACCGCCCUCGAAAUCGACGCCGACAUCGAAUGGCACGAGACCAUGAAAUUCCUCAAGGUCGAAUUCCCAGUCGACAUCGUCAACACCGAAGCCAGCUACGAAACGCAAUUCGGUGUCGUCCGCCGCCCGACCCACUACAACACGACCUGGGACAUGGCCAAGUUCGAAGUCUGCGUGCACAAAUGGGCCGACCUAAGUGAAGCUACCUACGGCGUUUCCAUUCUCAAUGACAGCAAAUUUGGUUUCGCUACCCAGGGCAACGUCAUGCGUCUCAGCCUGCUGAGAAGUCCCAAAGCCCCAGAUGCUCAUGCGGAUAUGGGCCACCACUCUACGCGCUACGCUAUCUUCCCGCACAAAGGUGGUCUGGAUGAACGCACGGUGAGAAAGGCAUUCGAAUUUAACAAUCCGCUUAAAAUCAUCGGGCACUCUGCCAGCGUGAAGAGUCCGAGUAUACUCAACACCUUCGCCAUACACAAUGCGCCAAACCUCAUCCUCGACACCAUCAAGCGCGCCGAAGACGACGAAGACAUCUCGCGCCAUGACUUGCCCGUAAAGUCUGGACACAGCGUCAUUCUGCGCAUUUACGAUGCGUUGGGAGGCAAGAGUAAGGGCGUGUUGACGUGGGGGGCGCUGAAGGUGAAGAAAGUGGUCAAGUGCAAUGCGUUGGAGGAUGAGGAGGAGAGUCUUGAGGUUAAGGAUGUGCAUGGAGGGGAUGGAGGGAAGGAGAAGGGGGUUGUGGUGGGAGUUAGAGCGUUUGAGAUUGUCACCCUGAAGGUUGUGCUGGAGGAUUAGGAGGGUAGUGGGAUGAGAUAUGUAUGGAGCGCUCGGGGGUGAGGGUGUAGACGUUAUCGUUGGAGCAAUGCUUGAUAUUGCAGAUGUAUUUGUUCAC